AUGGUUGGGGCUGCUGAGCUGGACAUGGCCUUUGCCUCUGGCGCCCUCAGCGCUUGGGCGGACACGUCUAUGACAGCGCCGGAGGAGGUUUGCGAUCGCAUGUUCGAGGGUGCUCGCCAUGCAAUCAUCGAUUUUGAGGCGGCCUUGUCUCCUCGUGAUCGGGGGCUGCUGCGGCCGCUUCUUGACCUUCUCACAGGAUUAAAGUUGAGCGAGAGCAAGCCCGUAGCUACAGCUGUGCUAGGGCCCGGCAUGCAUGGUGUGUUCUCUGCCAUAGAGUGGGGUCAGGCGAACCCCACUGAGUUGGAGAUCAUUAAGACAGCCCUGCCACGCCUUCAGGCACUUGCUAGGCCUUUAGGACCGUUCGAUUUGGCCGUGGUGCGCUUGAUUGAGCUCACCGUGGAAUGCCAGGACUUAGCUCCAGUCCUCUUCGAGCAUGGCGUCCGGGAAGUGCGGGACAUCAUGGCCAACGCAGCGGCCUUGCUGGUUAGCGGGGUGGAGUCUUGGAAGCUGGAGGCGAUCAUCCGGGGACGGCUCGAGACCACUCUGGCUCUGGCACCGGGGCGCCCGGACCACCCGGUGGCCGAGGUGCGACAGAAAGCGUCGUGGGCCGCGGCGCUGGAGGCGGCCCUGCCUCAGAACCGCCAGGCCUUGGACAGCAGGCUUAAAUCAUGGCGAGAGCUAAGCGCGGCCUGGGAGAAGCCUCCCUUUCCAGUUAACGCAGAGCUAGUGCGUUGUAUUGGAGCCUCACUGCGGGCUGGUGGCUACCACUCUUGCUCCCUCUACUUUUCUGCCGCGACUUCGCACCAGCUCCGGACCUUGGCGUUGCCCAUUGGCGAACAGACCAGGUUUAUUAUACGGGACACCGUUCGUGCCAUAAAGCGCGGCUUAGGCCCCACCAAGCUGAAGGAUUCCUUUGACUUCGAAGUUCUCCGAGCUUUGGUGCGGCUGGAAGAGGCACUGCGUGCCUUCGACGAGCGGGACAUGGCAGCGGCAGUUGACCUGCAGGAACCUUUGUGCCCAUACCAUUGCGCAAAAGGCACUUGGAGAGGUUGCGGUUGGCUGGCGUCGAGACCUCAGCAGAGAACACUUCUUCGGCUGCCUCAGAACAUCCGAGCUGCCACGGCGUUGGGGUCGUUGCCUGCCUCGUCUACUUCCCCACCCACGGCAGUCAUGAUCCUCCGCGACGAGGAACCGGCGACGCCGCCAGCUCGGCGCCGAAGGCGCGGCCGCGCUGACCCAGCUCCUGAUGGACCGCCGCCACUUCUGGAUGAAUCCUCGCUCGCAGCGCCGCUCACAGGGAUCACCAUGGACCAGGUUCGGGCAGAGAUCGCCAAGGCUAUACCGCCGGUGCGGGAGAACCUCAUCGUGCAGCCUCGACGCCGCGUCGCUCACGAGAUAGGCGUGCCCGAGGCGCAGAAUGAAGUGCACCGCUGGCGCACCACAUGUGGUUGGGGAUACGGCGGGCUGCCCUUCAUCCAGCUCUUCCUCGAGCAGCAGUUCCUCGGGGUCCUCUAG
This is a messenger RNA of Symbiodinium pilosum, 1515 nucleotides long. The record is from the annotation of a GenBank genome assembly. NCBI's taxonomy places the organism in Eukaryota, Dinophyceae, Suessiales, Symbiodiniaceae.